UUUUGCCGUGAUGGACGGGCGCUCGCUCUGCAGCUUUGUGGUCCUGCUGGUGUCUGUUCCAGGAGGCAACAGUGAUGACGGUUGGACCAUGAACGUGCAGGCAGAGGUUCGAGCCAUUGAAGGCUACCCGGUGGUGCUGCCGUGCACCUUCAGCCACCCGCACCACUCCCAGCACUCCUCUCUGCAAGUGAUUUGGCGUUUGGGACAUGGCCAAGGCGCCACCAUCCUGUACCGCUGCACCAGCCGACCUGGAACCCCGGCCUGUGAGCCGGGGCCACAGCAGGACCAGCGGUACCGACUAGAGGGGAACCCACGAGAGCAUGACCUGUCACUGCGCAUCAACAGUGCCGCCCUGCAGGACAGUGGGCGCUACUACUGCAGAGUGGAAGUUCAGGGUCGAGAGCACGUUGGCUUUGAGGACAAGAUGGGAACUCGGCUACGAGUCGAGGCUGCACCAAAGAUCCUCAGUUUGUCAGUAGAGGGCAGCAAGGAUUCGGGUUACAGAGCCGUCUGUCGGGUUCAGGGCUCGCCGCUGCCAGACGUGCAGUGGCUCGGGCCAGUGGAGCACGUGGAAGGUUCCCUGCUCAGUCCGCUGUCCCAGGGCGCGGCGUCGCAGUACCGCACCGUCAGCCAGCUGAGCCACGUGGAGGCGGGGCAGCAUUACACCUGCAGCGCCUCCAACCCUCUGGGCAAAGAGCAGGCCACCCUGUACGUCCUGACCCCGAGACCGCCGCCCGCUGGGGGCGAGGCCACGCCACUGCUGCUGCUGCUGCUGCUGUCAGUGUCCCUGGGGGCAAAGGUCAUCCUGUUGGUUGGGAUGGGGGUGUGGAUGGUGCAGAGUUCAGCUGGGGGCGGGUCUCUGCUGGGGUUCAGCUGCUGGGGCAAAUGAUUUCUUACAGCGUAGAUUUUUGGUUAUUUCUUUUGUGUUGUAGCCGCGUAGCUCCAGUUUUAGCAUCGCAGAAAGAAUGGAAGCUGGAAUAAUAAACAGUUAUUAAACCGUGAUGUGUAACAUUUCAGUUUCGUCAAUAAUAGUAUACUCGAUUACAAAGUUUGCUUGAAAUUUCAUCUCAAAUUAUUUGAAAUUUACUUUCAGUUUUACUUAACAAACAUUUAGCGAACCUAGCAUAGGGCCUACUAACUUGGCUGGUUAGCAUGCAGUUAGCUCGCAGACCUCAUUUUCCAAACAAACACAAGAGGUUCUCCUGUUAGGAUCCACAUGAUUUUAUGAAACAUGUUGUAAAGUUGUGUGUUUGAAUUUGAUUAAUACAAAUAUGAAUAAAAUACAAACUAAAAUGAAUAUUAA
Messenger RNA from Thalassophryne amazonica, 1303 nucleotides. Its product is annotated as V-set and Ig domain-containing protein. The coding region runs from base 11 to 889 and encodes 292 amino acids. The transcript has 3 exons. Gene Ontology annotation, cellular component: plasma membrane. The record is from RefSeq and is a predicted model, not a curated record. Lineage: Eukaryota; Metazoa; Chordata; Actinopteri; Batrachoidiformes; Batrachoididae. Gene Ontology annotation, biological process: regulation of osteoclast development; regulation of actin cytoskeleton organization; regulation of bone resorption.